AUGGGUCCUUGCAUGGAUCCCAGCUAUGUCAGCCUUUUGAUUCAAGUACUCUGGGGAACGGUGUGUGAUGACUCCUGGGGUCUCGCCGAUGCCAAUGUCGUCUGCAGACAAUUGGGCUGUGGCUCUGCUCUUUGGACUCCAGGAGCGGGGACCAUUGCCCCGGCCUCAGGUGAUAUCUGGCUGGAUGAAGUGAAAUGCACGGGAAGUGAAUCAUUCCUGUCCCGUUGUCUGGCUUCACCGCUCGGUCAACAUGACUGUGAUCACAAGGAAGAUGUCUUUGUCACCUGUUCUGGAAUUUCAAUUUCACAGUUGGGAAAGAAGCCGCCCUCCACGGCUGUUGUGGUUUGCACAACUCUCGGAAUCCUCCUCGUCGCUGAAUUUGUCGCACUGGUGAUAAUAGCUCGGAGGCAAUCAGCAAGAAGAGAUGCAGAGAUGAGAGGCAGGGGCUUUGGCUUUUACGAAGCAAUUUAUGAAGAGAUUGACGAUACUCUCCCUGGAAACAAAUUCAAUCAGAUGGAAGAUUCAAUCUCUGGAUCCAUUGAUUCCAUGAAUCAAAUAGAAUAUUACACCAGUGACCCUCAGGGAUGUGCUCAUUCAACAAGCGAACUCCCUGAAGGAACCUCCUCCAGUGUUCGAGAUCUAGUUCCGGAUGACCAUGACGAUCCUGAGAGUAAAGCCAUUGAUUGUCCGGGCGGUCAGUUCCCGAUGGACGGUGGCGCCGAUGACCUUCUGAUGCUAACAGUUGCCGGUGGUGACGUGGACACUGGUGAAAUAAGGCUGAGAGAAGGGCAAGACUACCAGCUCAAUAUUUCAAUGUUGAGAAGCUACACGGGCGAUAGAAGAGCAAGUAAGGGAAGACAGAUGGGAGGAUUUGCCUUCUUGAAGAAUGAGUACAUAACCAGAGAUACUAUUCUGGGGUACUACGCAGACAGGUACGUGGGCAGAACUUAG
This is a messenger RNA of Amblyraja radiata (thorny skate), 951 nucleotides long. RefSeq names its product antigen WC1.1-like. The record is from RefSeq and is a predicted model, not a curated record. Gene Ontology annotation, biological process: zymogen activation. NCBI's taxonomy places the organism in Eukaryota, Metazoa, Chordata, Chondrichthyes, Rajiformes, Rajidae. Bases 1 to 951 code for a protein of 316 amino acids. Gene Ontology annotation, cellular component: plasma membrane. Gene Ontology annotation, molecular function: serine-type endopeptidase activity. The transcript has 7 exons.